Messenger RNA from Ctenocephalides felis (cat flea), 567 nucleotides. Its product is annotated as keratin-associated protein 16-1-like. The record is from RefSeq and is a predicted model, not a curated record. The coding region runs from base 1 to 567 and encodes 188 amino acids. The transcript has a single exon. Lineage: Eukaryota; Metazoa; Arthropoda; Insecta; Siphonaptera; Pulicidae.
AUGUACAUGUUUCCAGAAGCUCUAAUAUCACAUGUUGCAAAUUUAAAUUCUUCAACGUCACAUAUUGCAGAAUCACACAUUGCAGAUCACCCGUUGCAGAAUCGAAAGUUGCAGAAUCAAAGUUGCAGAAUCGAAAGUUGCAGAAUCGAAAGUUGCAGAAUCGAAAGUUGCAGAAUCGAAAGUUGCAGAGUCGAAAGUUGCAGAGUCGAAAGUUGCAGAGUCGAAAGUUGCAGAGUCGAAAGUUGUGCAGAGCCGAAAGUUGCAGAAUCUCAAGUCGCAGAAUCUCAAGUCGCAGAAUCUCAAGUCGCAGAAUCUCAAGUUGCAGAAUCUCAAGUUGCAGAAACGAAAGCUGCGGAAUCAAGAGUUGAAGAAUCCCAAGUUGCAGAAACAAAAGUUGAAGUAUCAAAAACUGCAGAAUCACGAGCUGCAGAAUCUCGAGCUGCAGAAUCACGAGCUGAAAAAUCACGAGCUGCAGAAUCACGAGCUGCAGAAUCACGAGCUGCAGAAUCACGAGCUGCAGAAUCACGAGCUGCAGAAUCACAACUUGCAGAAUCACAAGUUUCAUAA